UAGACAACAAGCAGCAGACAUGUCAGACGCAAUAGGCGAGUCGGAAAACUUCUUAGAUUCGAGGAACAAUGCUCUACUUACAGAGCAUCUUGGAUUUAGACCAAUCACAUUAAUUGAUGAGGUGAUUAAUGCCGCUAAUGAAAUCAUGUAUCGAGGUCUUCCUGGGUUUCAAGAAUAUCUUGCCCGCUGUAAAGUGCGGGCAUUACAAGACACGAUUGAGGAUGAUAUCUUUGCACAAGUUAGCGAUCAUGAGAUUAAAGCUGGGGUUGCCCAAUUAGAGUCGUUGAUUGCUUCUCAGAUUGAUAUUAAUUUUGAUAAAUAUGAGUUGUAUACUUUAAGAAACAUCUUUCACAUUGAUCCAAGUUUAGUUAAUGAAGGUUGGAUUAAAUUAAAGCAUCACGAGGGAAUAGAGUUUUCCAAAGAUUCAAGUAAGAAGAAGCGGAAACUAGACCAAGAGCUUGUCAAGUUGAAUCUGGAAAUUCAAGUGGAAUUACAUAUUAGAAAAGUAUUACGAUUGCAAUUGGCCCGACUUAAGAAACUAAUUAAACUUCAACGUGGAUUGGCCGAAAAUGUGGCAUUUUUAACCAUAGCCAAAUCAGAUAAAGAUAGCGAAGAAGUAGUCAAGGCUAAGGAAAUCCUUAAGCUGAUUAGCCCAUUAGAUCAAACUUUAAUGUUUUUGAUUAAACAAACAAAAAGGUCUAUAGUGGAAUUAGAUCAACUUGCUACUAAAGUUAACCUUGAUAUGCAAACCAAAAGAUUCAAGCCAGAUUAUAAUGAUAAGUUUAUUGAUGGUAGAGCAGUGAGAAUAUUAGACAAAACAGGAGUACGGUCAAGUGAUGAUCUGACUUUAUCUCUUGGAGAGGCAGAAGAUGCCACUAUGGACACCACCGUAGAUGCACAAGCUGAACAGGAGAUUAACUUCAGUAUACCUAGUUCACCAGAUCUUGAAACUGUUAAUCAAGCAGUCGAGGCGACUACUAAGGAAGAGAUGGAAGAGAAGUAAGAAUAUAAAGAGGUUAUGAAUGCGGUUAGGAGCUAGUGGCUGAUCUCUAAGAUUACGGCCUAUAUUAUGUUAUGUGAAAUUGAUACAGAGAAGUUAAAGCAAGGUCAUAAUUGAAUGAAGGUUAAAUGAGGUAAUAAGUUAGUUAUAAUCAGACCAUAAUACC
Messenger RNA from Spathaspora passalidarum NRRL Y-27907, 1166 nucleotides. It is a transcript of the gene MTW1, whose product is annotated as MIND complex subunit. Lineage: Eukaryota; Fungi; Ascomycota; Pichiomycetes; Serinales; Debaryomycetaceae. Gene Ontology annotation, cellular component: nucleus; chromosome, centromeric region. The transcript has a single exon. The record is from RefSeq and is a predicted model, not a curated record. The coding region runs from base 20 to 1003 and encodes 327 amino acids. Gene Ontology annotation, biological process: kinetochore assembly; mitotic sister chromatid segregation; mitotic cell cycle.